This is a messenger RNA of Carya illinoinensis, 1983 nucleotides long. RefSeq lists its product as uncharacterized. The record is from RefSeq and is a predicted model, not a curated record. The coding region runs from base 1 to 1983 and encodes 660 amino acids. The transcript has 4 exons. Gene Ontology annotation, molecular function: RNA-DNA hybrid ribonuclease activity; nucleic acid binding. NCBI's taxonomy places the organism in Eukaryota, Viridiplantae, Streptophyta, Magnoliopsida, Fagales, Juglandaceae.
AUGGCGGUUUUGGAUUCUCUCAAUUCAGGUACCAUACCAUCUCAAUUAAAUCGCACACUCAUUUGUUUAAUUUCGAAGAAGAAAAUCUGUGAAUUUGUCUCUGAUUAUCGCCCCAUUAGCUUGUGUAAUGUUGUCUACAAGCUUGCUUCUAAGGUCAUUGUUAAUAGAUUGAAAGGGUUUUUACCUGCCAUUAUUUCUGAGUCUCAGUGUGCUUUUGUGGGGGGAAGGCUGGUUAGUGAUAAUGUGUUGAUAGCUUAUGAGUUGGUAAAUUACCUUCGGAAUAAACGCCAUGGCAAGAAGGGGUAUAUGUCUAUUAAAUUAGAUAUGAGCAAGGCGUACGAUAGAGUUGAAUGGGGUUUUUUAGAGAAAAUCAUGCUCAAGCUAGGCUUUGCUCCUAGAUUUGUUAACCUUAUUAUGGAGUGUAUUAAAACUGUAACUUUUUUAGUUUUAAUAAAUGGACAUGCUCAUGGAAAUAUUUCACCUACAAGGGGUAUUAGGCAAGGGGAUCCACUAUCCCCUUACCUUUUUCUCUUUUGUACAGAAGGGUUAAUAGCUUUAUUGAAAGCUGCUGAGGCUCAAAGGAAUCUAAAGGGUGUAAAAAUCUGUAGAGGGGCUCCAAUGGUAACUCACCUUCUUUUUGCUGAUGAUAGCAUUCUUUUUUGUCGGGCUGAUGUUGAAACAACUGCUUUUAUUCAAGGAUUGUUAACUAAAUAUGAGAUGGCCUCUGGGCAGAAGGUGAAUAAAGAGAAAACUUCUAUAGUCUUUUCAAAGAAUGUAGAUGCUAAUAAGCAGCGUGAGUUAUUGCAGUUAUGGGGAAAUAACCCUUCUUAUGCAUGGAAAGGAAUUUUUGAAGCAAGGAAAUGGUUGAUGAAGGGAUGCAGGUGGCGGGUGGGAAAUGGUGAAAUGGUGAAAAUUUGGAAGGAUGCUUGGUUACCUGGACCCCGAACUUUACAGCCAGAAUUGGACAUAAACACUAAUUCAGAAUUUGAUGAAGCAGCAACAGUGGAUAGUUUAAUUGAUAUGGCAACCAGAACAUGGAAGGAACAUCAUAUUAGAGCUCUCUUUAAUCCAAGAACAGCGGAGGAGAUACUAAAAAUUCGACUAUCAUCAACUCCUUGUAUUGAUAGCAAUGGGGAAACUUCUAUGCAGGUACAAGAUAGUCAUCUUUGGAAGAAAAUUUGGCAUAUGAAAGUUCCAAGGAAGAUCAAAAUGUUUGCUUGGAGAGGUUGUAAGGAUAUUUUGCCCACUCUUGUGAAUCUACGGAGGAAAAAGGUGGUGGAGGAAUCUUUAUGUUGCUUUUGUUUGGAUAAUGAGGAAGAUCUUAAUCAUGCUUUGCUAAUCUGUCCUACUAAUCAAAUUGUUUGGCAGAAGUAUUUUCCUUUAUUCAAGGUUUUUAACUCAUCUUUCACCUUUCUUCAAACUGUCCGAAGGAUCCAGCUUCAAGCUUAUAAAGAUGUUCGAGAUGCUACAUCACGGCAGCAAUUACAACAGCUAACUAAGUGGCAAGCUCCACUAGAGGGGUUUCUCAAAGUUAAUGUUGAUGGAGCUAUCUUUGCGGAUCAAAGGAAAGCUGGCAUUGGUGUUGUAUUACGGGAUACCAAUGGAGCAAUACUGAUGGCUGCAAGCAAAAUUGAGAUGGAGGUGGACGAGGCAGCAACUAUUGAAGCUAUUGCUAUUUUGAGAGGAAUACAACUCAGUCUUCCACUUGGUAUUCCGAAACUAAUUAUAGAAACUGAUUGUCUUCAUGUAGUUCAAGAAUUGCAGUCCUCUGAAGCGUCGUAUGCUAGUGUUGGGAACUUGUUUGCUGAUAUUAAUCAUCUUAUGAUGCGUUUUCAGGAAGCACAAGUAAUACAUGUUAAUAGAAUGGGGAAUGGGGUAGCACAUUCUCUAGCUAGACAUGCAUGGAAUAUUGAGGAUAUUAAUGUUUGGUGGGAUCAGAUUCCUUCUUUUGUUCACCAUUCUUUAUGGUUUGAUAACAUUUGA